AUGGCUGCUGAGCGGUCGGGACUGAUCUGCCCAAAGGGGCCUUUAGAUGAGCGGCUCGAUCAACUUCUUCGACAGUUCUGGGAAGUGGAAACCUGCACCGAUCCAAUUGUGAAGGCGUCAAAGAAAGAACUGGAUUGCGAGAGUCACUUUGUUAAAAACUUCGUGCGGCUCUACGAGAGGAAACUGUCUCAUCAGCCCGAACUGCUCACUCAGUAUUCGGCCUUCAUAAAGGAGUAUCUUAACCUAGGUCAUAUGUCCCUGGUUCCGCCGGAGUUGCAUCGAGACUGCAAAUAUUUUCUGCCACAUCACUGUGUGCUAAAGAAGGACAGCACUACGACGAAACUUAGAGUGGUGUUCGGCAGUUUCGCUGUUACCACCUCCUGUUAUUCUUUGAAUGACAUAUUAAUGGCUGGGUCGGUCAUCCAACCUAAGGUUUUUUACAUCCUGCUGAGGUUUCGUUCGCAUCCGGUAGCGCUGACUGGCGACAUUUGUAAGAUGUACCGUUGUGUGAGGAUGGCGUCGUCUGACAGCUUCUUGCAGUGUAUUCUGUGGCGAGAUUCCCCUCUGGAGGAGCUACAAACAUAUAAAUUGGACACUGUUACAUAUGGAACAAAGCCUGCGUCCUAUCUAUCCGUACGAGCGAUGCACCAAUUAGCUAAGGACGAGGUGGAAGACUUUCCAGUGGGAUCCGAAAUCUUGUUUCGAGAUUUUUACGUUGAUCAUCUCAUUUCUGGUGGCAGCUCCAAGGAGGAGGUUGUUGGCAUUUUAGGGCAGAUUUCAGCGCUUUUGUGUAAGGGCGAGUUUCAGCUGCGGAAAUGGUGCUCUAAUAUCCCUAGGACUGUGUUGGACGGCGUGUCUAAAGGGGAUCGUGAGUCUUAUCUAACUUUUGAUGACGGCAACUUCACGAAAACGUUUGGAUUGGCUUGGGAUCUCUCCACAGAUCAGCUGCUGCUUUCGAUUUCUGCUCUUCAGUCCACUUCGAAGCUGUCCUAUCAUCAAUAA
Drosophila ananassae is the source of this 1002-nucleotide messenger RNA. RefSeq lists its product as uncharacterized. The record is from RefSeq and is a predicted model, not a curated record. The transcript has 2 exons. NCBI's taxonomy places the organism in Eukaryota, Metazoa, Arthropoda, Insecta, Diptera, Drosophilidae. The coding region runs from base 1 to 1002 and encodes 333 amino acids.